UGCCGACUGGCGGGGCGCGAGCCCGCAGCGAAUCCGCCGCGCCCUUGUUCUCGAGCGGGUUGCGGGGGCGAAGCGUUGGAGGAGGGGAGGCGGCCGUUGGGCGGUGGUUGGAGCCGUCCCGAUGGCGUUCCUGUUCAGCAGAGGGCGGAGGGGCCCCUUCAAACAUAUAGCUCAUGGCCUGGUCCCUGCUGCUACCAUAGCUCCUAAACCUGCAGUUCCCCGCACCCCUCCCCCUCGUAGUCCAAACCCUUCUCCAGAAAGGCCCAGGUCUGCUCUAGCAGCAGCGAUCCUUACAACAGCACUCACAGGGCGCACUGUUGCUAUUCCUCAGCCUCGGCAGCGAUCGCUUUCUGAGGGUGAUUUGACCCACUUGCAACAAGAGUGUUUGGAACCAUAUGCAGCAGUCACAGAGCUCAGAAUAGGAUCUAACUGGAAACUUGAUGGUUGUGACAGAUCACUACAGUCCCUGGAAAUAUCAGGCAAUUAUGCUGAAGAUGAGGACAUGGAUGCAUAUAUUUCAGAUGCUGAUAAAGAGACAGAGUCCAGCUGUCAGAGUAAUGAGAAAAGGGAAGGAAACUUUAGCACCAGUGCUAUUUAUUCUGUUCCCUGCAAAACUAAAAAAGAAGGGUGUCCACCGUCUCCUAUUCCUAACACUGACAAGAAGGAGGUUUCUUCCCAUGAAACUGAUUGUCAGGUGGUGGUGGAUAAGUCAAGUGUGCAAAUAGAGGAAGACCAAAAUCUGGGCUUGAAUUUAAAGGAGGAAAAAUUAAUAGCUGAAAAUCUGAUUCAUGACAAACCUCCACCUUCCCCAGAUGUGUCUGUUUGGGCAAGGCAAGUAUGGAAAAAUAUAAGCAAAGAAAAGUUCAGAGAACUAAAACAAGAAAACUGGUCUCUGAACAAGGCAUACCAAGCUAUGGUCCAACAAUUUGAGGGAACAAAACAGCACAUAGAAGAACAGCAAUUAAAGCUGAAGAAACUAGAAGAAGAAAACAGAAGACUUAAAGAAGCUGUAGAAAACUCACAUAGAGAAGAGGAGGCAGCAGAAUUACUUUCUCUCAGACAACAAGCACAAGAACUGGUAGAUGAAAAUGAUGCUUUGAAAACAAUGGUCCAUCGUUUAAAUGUAGAAUUAAGUCGCUAUCAAACUAAAUUCAGGUCAUUGUCCCAAAAAGAGAAUCUAAAGCUGAGAAGCUUACCCAUGGAAGGACCACGACCACCAUGGCUGCUGAAUAUGAAGUACUUGUCACCUCUUCUGUUGGCAUAUGAAGAUAGAAUAAGAGAAAAGGAAGAUUUUAUUCUUGAACAUGAGGAGGAUAUUAAAAAUUUUAAAGCUCGAGUUGAAGAGUUGGUGAAGGAGAAUGAAGAUCUGCAUGAGCAAUUAAAUAACUUCAAUACCCCUAGAGAAUGGCAACUGCUGCAAACUCAGACCAAGCUGCUCCUAGAAGAAAAUGAAUUGUUGAGGGAGCAACUCGAAAUUCAGGAAGCUAAAGCAAAAGAUAGUCACAGACAGCUUGUUCAAGAAGCUUCAGAGUUGACCAAAAAAAUAGUAGUCCUAGAAGAUAAGAAACAGAGUCAAAAGAAAAAAAUAAUAGAGUACCAGAAACGGCUAGAAGCUUUGUCUUCUACAUGUGAAGAGCUGAAAGCCAAAAUGGGUAGCAGAAUACCAGCAGAGGAGCACUUGGCUUUGGUGAAUGAUUUUAAAAGCUGUUUACAAGAGGAGUGGGAGAAAAAGCGCUGUGAGGUGGAAGCUAUAAUGGGAAAGAUAGCAUCACUGAAAACUGAAAACAAGAAACUGCUCUUAGAGAGAAAUAACUUCAUGGCUGACAAGAAGACCCUGGAAACUGAGAUGCAAAUGACUCAAAAGACAAACAGACGAUUAAAGAAGAAAAUAGGUCUUUUGCAACUGCAGCUGGAGGGAAAAAUGGAAAAAGAAGUCACAGCCCAUCACUAUCUAACAAACCUUAUUGGGCUUCUGGAGGAGAUAGCUAAGGAACGUGAUCAUCUUGUAUUUUUGGUCAGAUGUUUGGAAAAUGAGAAUCAUGGUGUUCUCAACAAAAUUCUAAGAAAAUUCAGUCUACACUUAGCAAGAUUGGAAGAAAGAGUUAAGGUAUAUAUAAAGAAAGCAUCUGGGAAGCUUGGAGAUAUCAGUCUCAAGAUGAUUGAGCAGGAGAAAGAAUUUGAAAGGAAAACUGCUCAGUAUGAGCAAGAAAAGAAGUACCUGCAGCGUCUGCUGCAAGACAAACAGGAAACCCUCAGUGAAAUGCUGGAGCAAAAGAGGAAAACUGAAGAGGAUCUUGAAAUCAUGUGGGAAUCCACAGCCAAAGAAAACAGGAGAAUGAGAGAAGUCUUACAUAAAUCCCUGAGGAAGAACAACAUGCAGAGUGCUGUCACAGUUGGUGAACCACACUCUCAGAAGGACCUUGUUUAUGGACGUGAUUUUAGCUAUUGUGAUGUGAAAACUUCAUCCCCUACUGAAAAUGAAAUUCAGCAAGAACAUCAGUGAUAAGAAUCUGCAUCUCAUCCAAGAAAGAGUACUUGGUGCCUGAAUUUGACUUUCUUAGCAACACAAGGUGUAAUGGAAUGUUUACUGUCUUCAAUAUUACCGUAUUUUUAAGGUCAUCAAAAUGACAACAGCAUAUUCUUUACUUGUACUGUGAAUAAUGUAAAUCUAGCCUAAAAUAUUACUUUGCUAUUUGAAGAAAAGGCUAUUCCUUCUUAAGACAAAAUGACAAAAAGCUUUAAUUUAACGUGUAAAGACAAGUAGCUAGUUAAUAGGAUAAGCAAGAUAGUAAGCUUGGUGUUUAGCACAGACACACACCAUUGCCACAAAACAAGUGAACAGCAAGACAGUUCUUGUUACAAUUAAAAGGACAAGUUUCAGUAAAUUCUUCCUAAAACAGAGAUGGUGUAUGAUCCAAGCUGAAAAAAAAGUGUGGCUUGUACUUUUUCUCAUGAGGAAGCAUCUUAACUUCCUAAGGUGAAGGAUGUCUCUACACUAACUAGGUCGUGUGCCAAAAAUCUUGUCAUCUCAAGGACAGAGAAGAUUUUGACUGUGGAGCAGACAAGGCUGAAACAUCCUCAUGACAGCUACUGGUACCUGAAUUCACAACUGUCCAUGGUGCAGAUUUACAGGAUCCCUGUAGGUGUUGGAAAGCUCCUACCAUUUAUUGGUAGGAGCCAAGGGGACAAGCUGCCAGCACAGGAUGCAGAUCUCCUCCAGAUUGUUUUGUUCAUCCUGCUCCAGAUUCAGUGGCUUCAAAAGCCACCUGAAGUAUUCUCUAAAGCAAUGCUUAUUGUAUAUGCAUUUAGAUUAUUGACUUGUCUUUCUCAUAGCUUUCAGAUUUGUUGAUUUUUCACAGUAUUGCACAUCAACUUUGUAGCAGUAUGUGACCUUUGGAUUUACACGUAACUUGCAUCAUCAGCUUUUCGGUCUUGCUUCAUUUUCAUAACAAAAUGUAAAUGGUACCAGAAAACUGUAACAAUACAAAAAACAUGCAACUAUCAUAGUUGCCUAGUAUUAGAAAUAAUGAAG
Hirundo rustica (Barn swallow) is the source of this 3532-nucleotide messenger RNA. RefSeq names its product centrosomal protein 89 (gene CEP89). Gene Ontology annotation, biological process: chemical synaptic transmission; cilium assembly; mitochondrion organization. The coding region runs from base 122 to 2503 and encodes 793 amino acids. Gene Ontology annotation, cellular component: ciliary transition fiber; centriole. The transcript is spliced from 19 exons. Lineage: Eukaryota; Metazoa; Chordata; Aves; Passeriformes; Hirundinidae. The record is from RefSeq and is a predicted model, not a curated record.